Exophiala viscosa is the source of this 1684-nucleotide messenger RNA. RefSeq names its product hydroxymethylglutaryl-CoA lyase. Gene Ontology annotation, biological process: L-leucine catabolic process; ketone body biosynthetic process. The transcript has 2 exons. The record is from RefSeq and is a predicted model, not a curated record. Gene Ontology annotation, molecular function: hydroxymethylglutaryl-CoA lyase activity. Lineage: Eukaryota; Fungi; Ascomycota; Eurotiomycetes; Chaetothyriales; Herpotrichiellaceae. The coding region runs from base 222 to 1310 and encodes 362 amino acids.
GUCCCCGGAAUGCAACCGAGGUCGAGAAGCCGACUCCGGUUUUCGGUCCUCCGCACCGAUGGCACUUAAAGGUCGCACCACCUAAUUCCUCAUUCUGUUUCUUUACACAACCUAAUCUUGCCACUCUUGCAUGCGAGGAAGAAUACUAUGGUCCUGGUAGCCCAAUCGCUCUAAAAGGAAGCAUUCAAGCAGUACUCAAUUGUCACUUCUGAACCCUCGCCAUGAACAAAGUCCCCUCACGUCUCCAUCGGUCCAUACGGCCGUCCCUCCGAACCUUUAGCACCUCCAGACAACAUGCGGCAGACCAUGUAAGAAUAGUAGAGGUUGGACCAAGAGAUGGACUGCAAAAUGAGAAGAGCACGAUACCACUCGACACAAAAUUAGAACUCAUACGCCGCCUGGCGCAAACGGGAGUUACACAUCUAGAGGCUGGGUCAUUUGUGCCCGCGAAAUGGGUACCCCAGAUGGCAUCAACAACCGAGAUACUGGAGAAACUACUCACAAGUCCCCCUUUAGCGCCGCAGGGUAUCGCAUACAACUACCUCGUUCCUAAUAUCAAGGGUCUACAGACCAUGGUCAAGACACUACAAGCGAAAGGCGCGCAUGCGUCAGGAUAUCCUACACCACCUGCAUCUCCCGCAUCCGAGACGUCUCAGGCGUCCACAUCAUCAAACAACUCGUCCGAGAUCUCACUAUUCGCCGCAGCGACCGAGACAUUCUCACAAAAGAACACAAACUGCAGCAUUGCAGAGAGUCUGGAACGAUGCAAGCCGAUCAUGGACCUUGCAAAGCAGAACGAUAUCCGCGUGCGAGGCUAUGUAUCGGUGGCCCUAGGCUGUCCCUACGAAGGACCAGACGUCGACCCACACAAGGUCGCUGAGAUCACAGCGACGUUGCUGGAGAUGGGUUGCGACGAAGUCUCCGUCGCCGACACAACAGGCAUGGGCACCGCCCCACGCACACAAAAGCUGUUGCAAACAUUAAAAGAAGCGGGUAUUCUCGAAGAAGACCUCGCGCUACAUUUCCACGAUACAUACGGCAUGGCGCUGGUCAACACGGUGGUUGGGCUGGAGCAUGGCGUCCGCAUCUUCGACAGCUCGGUCGGCGGUCUAGGUGGAUGUCCGUAUAGUAAGGGAGCCACCGGGAAUGUCGCGACCGAGGACUUGAUACACCUGUUGCACAGUCUGGGUUGCGAGACAGGCCUGGAUAUGGUGAAGAUGGCUGAGAUUGGGGAAUGGAUUACGAAAGAAUUGAACCGGCCGGAUGAUUCGAGGGCGGGAAAAGCUACGCUGGCAAGAUUGAAGGGUUAGCAGUCCUUCACAUUUCGAUUCUGUGACGUACAUCUGUCUCUUUUCGUCUCUUGUUCUUGACCCUCUUCGAUUCAUCAUAUGUCUCUUGUUUAUUGAGAUUGUAUGGCCAAAGAUUGCCAGGAAUGUGGUAGUAGUAUCAUAGCUCACGUGGACUCAGACUUUUGAACCGGUUCAGCUGCUUUAUCUGUAUGUUGAAUCGAGAUAUGAGUUUUUGACCUGAUCCGGCACGCCUUGCCGAUCCGUCGAUAAGCAAGUACUCCUGACAAGGUCAACUCAGCUAGCUUUGUAAUGUCAUCAUAGUCCGGCUUGUUACGACUCUGUUUGAAAUCGAAAGAGAGAGGGCCCUCACUGAAGAGAAACGAGAGGGAUGAGCG